Misgurnus anguillicaudatus (oriental weatherfish) is the source of this 1914-nucleotide messenger RNA. Lineage: Eukaryota; Metazoa; Chordata; Actinopteri; Cypriniformes; Cobitidae. The record is from RefSeq and is a predicted model, not a curated record.
AGAUUCGUUAUAGUUUCGAAGCAUCAUGAAACAGUGUUUCCAAAUCGCCCAUCACUAGUUUCCAGUCAAGCUCUUGUAACGUUCGUUAGACCUUAACGUUUCUAUCAAACAUUGACAGUAAGUCACUGAUCAUGUCUGAUGACCCAGGGCGUUUUAAUUUGGAGGACGAGGAUGAGUGCUGGGCACGGCUGGAAGACUACAGAAUGCUUCUUAUCAAGACAAUCGAGCCAUCAAGAAUAACACCUUAUUUGAGGCAGUGUAAAGUGCUGAGCAGUGAGGAUGAGGAGCAAAUCUACAACGACCCCAAUCUGGUUAUAAGACGCAGAAAAGUUGGGGUGCUGUUGGACAUUUUACAAAGAACCGGUCUCAAAGGGUAUGAAGCAUUUCUAGAAAGCUUGGAGCUAGACUAUCCAGACCUUUAUCGCAAAAUCACCGGCAAAGAGCCAGCUCGGGUCUUCUCUGUACUUAUUGACACUGCAGGUGAAUGUGGCCUCACUCAGUUCCUCAUGAACGAGGUGUCUCGCCUACAGAAGCUCAUACAUGAAGAGCGAAAGGCGAAACUCGAGGUAUCUGCACAGGCCGCAGAGCAGCUUGACACCAUACGCCAGCUGAAACAUUGCGAGAGUGAGCUUCUCAAACAGCAGGAGCGAGGGCAGCGCAUCCGAGAGGAGCGUGAGCGCAUUAGCGAGGAGGCGCGUCGAUUGAGAGAUGAGAAUUACAGUCUGAUGCACAGUCUGACUCGACUGAGCGAAGAGAAAAACUGCGCUCAAAUGUGUAACAGGGACCUCCAGCUAGAGAUUGAAAGACUCAAGCACAGCUUAAUGAAUGCAGAGAGCGAUUCAAAGAUACAGCGGAAAAAGACAAUAACCUUGAAAAAUGCAAUGGAGCAGAGGCCGAGUCAAGAGAUGAUUUGGCAGCUGCAAAGAGAAAAUGAUCUUCUUACAGCACGUAUCCAAGAGCUUGAAAGUGCUUCCAAAGCCCAAACUCCAGCACAUGAAAAACUUGAUCAACAGUCACUAGCAGAUUUCAAGCAACAAAAUCAGGCACAAUACCAGAAGCUGGUGAAUGAUCUCUACAAUAUACGCAAAGAUCUGCAUGAUACACAAGAGCUACGUGAUAAGUUUCAAGAGGAGAAGGAUGAGUUGGCAUUGACGUGCACCAUGCUAAAAAAGGACUCCAAAAUGUAUUGUGACCGAAUGGAAGACAUCCUGAAGCAGCUGGAAGAGGUCAUUAAAGAAAGAGACAGGGCUAUUGCUACAAGAGAGGAGUACCAUUUGGAGAGCUCAAAAAAUCUCCAAGAGAAGGACAAUUACCGGAAACAGAUCCGAGAGAUGGGAGAACGUUAUGAUGAACUUCAAGUCCAGUUGUUCCAUGCUCAGGGAGAAAUUCUUGGCCUUCAAGCAAAACUCCGCAAACAAAAUCUACUUCAUUUGAACUCAGAAGAAAGCCCUUUGAUGAGUUCCUUUGAGCCUAGUAUGUUUCAGAAAACUGUGUCCUCUGAGGAGGACAUCCCAAAUAACUGCAUACUUAAAGGACGAUACAACAUCUAUAAUGGGAGGAAACGUGCUGUAAGAACAAAAAGGUUCACAGUUAAAGAGAAUGUGCAGUGCAUCAUGGACAACACUACCGGGAGUGAUACAGAUGGGUUGUGACAUACAGCUGUGGACAAUACAAAGAACUGUAGUGUUCUUUAAAAGGCAUAUUUACCGUUUGAAGGGAAUCUGGCAUUGCUUUCAGAGACCAUAAAAACUUUCACUGCUGUGAUUCACUGUAGUUGUCAUGAUUAUAAACUGCCACAGCUGCUGUUGUUUAUUGAAAAAUUAAAAUGACAUGCAUAAAAAUAAAAAAAAGUAAUUUCAACUAAAUACUAGGGGUGAGUGGGGUAAAAACUACACUCUAAAAAACAAACGGUGC